UGGCCUGGCUACUGUUCCUGCUGCCGCUGGUGGCGCGGCGGACUGAGGAGGUCUGUAUCGGGCAAGGAGGCGGCGGCGGCGGCUCCUCAGGGAUCGAUCCCGAGGGUGAAGCUGAUGCCUUGCGGUGCCGAGCGCUGCUGCUCGCGGCUGAGUCUUCCCCACCCGGCUGGGGAUGCUGAGUAAAGGGACGCUGCAGCGCGUGCUGUCUGCCAUCAAUAGGCGACGGAGGAUGAAGCUGCUGAUGGGGCUCGCCCUGGUCGCCUAUGUCGUCUCUGUAUGGGGGAAUGUGCUCAACAUGAGCAGGUUUAUCCAGGAUAAUGGGGAUCAAAAAGUAGAAAAUAAAAUUGAAGAGGUCAUUGCACCUCUAAGGGAAAAGAUCCGAGAAUUAGAGAAAAGUUUUACUCAGAAGUACCCACCAGUGAAGUUCUUAUCUGAAAAGGAUCGUAAAAGAAUUUUGAUAACUGGAGGAGCAGGGUUUGUGGGUUCUCAUCUUACUGACAAACUAAUGAUGGAUGGCCAUGAAGUUACAGUUGUGGACAACUUCUUUACGGGCAGGAAAAGAAAUGUGGAACACUGGAUUGGCCAUGAGAACUUUGAACUGAUUAAUCAUGAUGUCGUAGAGCCCCUGUACAUUGAAGUGGACCAGAUUUAUCACUUAGCUUCUCCAGCUUCUCCUCCAAAUUAUAUGUAUAAUCCCAUAAAGACAUUAAAGACAAACACAAUUGGAACAUUAAAUAUGUUAGGUUUAGCAAAACGUGUUGGAGCCCGUCUUCUCCUUGCAUCCACUUCUGAAGUUUAUGGAGAUCCUGAAGUUCACCCACAAAAUGAAGAUUACUGGGGUCAUGUGAAUCCUAUAGGACCUAGAGCAUGUUAUGAUGAAGGAAAGAGAGUUGCUGAAACCAUGUGCUAUGCCUAUAUGAAGCAGGAAGGUGUUGAAGUAAGAGUUGCCCGAAUCUUCAAUACAUUUGGUCCCCGGAUGCACAUGAAUGAUGGCAGAGUUGUUAGUAACUUUAUCCUGCAAGCUCUUCAAGGAGAACCCUUAACUGUAUAUGGGCCUGGCACUCAAACCAGAGCAUUCCAGUAUGUCAGUGACCUUGUGAAUGGGCUUGUGGCCUUAAUGAAUAGCAACGUUAGCAGUCCUGUUAACUUGGGGAAUCCAGAGGAACAUUCUAUUCUAGAAUUUGCCCAGUUAAUUAAAAAGCUUGUAGGCAGUGGAAGCGAAAUCCAGUUUCUCUCAGAAGCUCAAGAUGAUCCUCAAAAAAGGAAGCCAGAUAUCAAGAAAGCCAAAUUAUUGCUUGGUUGGGAACCUGUGGUUCCGUUGGAAGAAGGUUUAAAUAAAGCCAUUCAUUAUUUUCGGAAAGAACUAGAAUAUCAAGCAAAUAAUCAAUAUAUUCCUAAACCAAAACCUGCUAGAAUAAAAAAAGGAAGAAGCAGACAUAAUUAAAAAUUCAAUUGGACAAGAAAUGACAUUUCUUACCUUGAAUUUGAGAAGAUGUUGUAUGUCUUUUGGUAAAGACUUCAGAACAGGUAUCAUGAAGAAGAAAAAACUGGAAUUUCACUCUGAAGCUUGCUUUAAAGAAGUGGAUGUGCCUCAACAAGAAAACUGCAGUUCUUGCCUUGCACUUUUUAAAUCUGUCUUUUAAUGUAAAAUAGAUGCAUCCUUUUUUAAUAUCUUCAGGUUUUAUAUCUUGCUGUGAGAUCAUUUGUUAUAACUGUCCUUGACAGUUUUAUUUACUGGUUUCUUUGUGAAGCUGCGCAUAAGAUAAGGGCAGAAUUGCCAAUUUAUUUAUAAAAUGGGUACUUUAAAUGAGAGAGACUAUGCAUAAAGGAAAAAAAGUAGUAUUGUCAGAUGACGAACACCGACAUUUAGAAAAUACCUGUAAAAGAGUUUUAUGUAUUCUUAAAAUCUGUUUUCCUCCCCCACCCAACAUUUAGUUCUAGUUGCACACUUGAAUUUGAACUAUUUCCACUGAUAAAUGCUAUUUUAAAUCACUACUGUAUUGUGCAUACUCUGGGCAAAAGUUAAUGUAUUAUUGGCUACCAGUGGUUGAAUAUGCUAUUUUAAUAAAACACUGAACCUUACAGAUUUAAGUAAAAAAACCAAGUCUGUGGUAGUGGACAUAUUAUAUUAUACAGGUAUAGCAGACUGAUGUAACAUCUGCCUUAGUAGAAUCAGUAACUGAUUCUUUUAAACAAUAUUAUGUGGGUUUUUAGAUAGCAUACCUUUUGAUGAAUACAAUUCAAUUACAAAUAACCCUUUGGAGUUAAAUUAAAAAUCAAGUCGGUACAUACAGAUGGUCCUCAGCCUAUGAUCACAAUUGGCAUCACAAUUAGCAAGAUAGUUGUUAAGUGAGCCAUGCCCUAUUUUACGACCUUUUCUGCCACUGUUGUUAAGCAGAUCACUUGCAGUUGUUAAGCAAACCAUUAAUCAGUGAUUCCAGCUUUUCCCAUUGACUUUGUUUGUCAGAAACCGGCUGGGUAGGUCACAAGGGAUGAUCAUGUGAUCCCAGGAUGCUACAGUCAUUGUAAACCUGUGCCAGUCGCCAAAUGCCCAGAUUUUAAUCCUGUGACUAUGGGGAUGCUGUGACUGUGGGGACUGUUUCUAAAUCACAUUUUUGAUUGUGUUGUAAUUUCAAGCAGUUCCUAAAGGAGUGUUUGUAUGUUGAAGAUUACCUGUAUGGAUAAAAUUCAGUGGACGACUUCUGCUCCCGUCUGUGGAAUGCAAAAUCUUCUGUCUGCUCUCAAAACCUGGUCUGGGUUAUGGGGGAUCUUAAAGAGCACAAAUCAUGCUGGGAAGGACGAGGAAACAUGAAUAACUUCUCUUUUCUGUUCUAUAAUUAAAUUAUAUUGCUAUUUUCAGUACUAAUCCACUUAUAGCAAAAACAACGAAGAAUCAGACCACUUCCACACAAAAUUUAACUAUUGUUAAUAUUGACAUACCUGAAUUACACAUUCCUACAGAAACAACAGCAUCCUGUUUUCUUUAAUGAUUUGGAAUGUCUUAAUCCUAUUACAAGUUUUUCAUGUGUUAAUACUGCAAAAAAAUUGAAAUGCAUGGGAGUGUAGAUGGCCAGCCAACUUCUGCUGUCUUGAAGGAAUACCAUAGUGACAGUUUACACUGUUCACAGCAUCACAACAGUGUGGAGAGAGAAUUGUUUGUGAUAUCUCCAAGUCUUUACAACAAUGCUUACUAUAAAGCAAAGGAGGAAACUCUUUUGGUGACGAGAAAACAAUUCAGUGUUUUUAGAGGAGCAAAAGUGAUAAUUCACAGAGAAGGUCAUCCAUUAGAUCAUUAGGUCUUGGGGUAGUGGCAACAUGAUCCGAGGUUGAGAAUAAGGAACGUUAUCAUCAAUUUUUUGUCAUGGACAACCAUUCCUUCUUGACCCUGGAGUUCUCUGAGCUGCCCCCACUGCAGGGAAGAGGCAUCUAUUGAAUUGGGUGGCCUUGGGAAAUUGAUGGGUUUCAAAGGGAACUUGAGGUUAUUCCUGAAGGUAUAACUAUGGAGAUUCUCCGUCAUCCAGAUCAUGGUUGUCUCAAAGGUGCUCCCCCCACCCCCCAAAAAGGCCACCGGACUAUAUUUUUUCCUUGAGGACAAAGAUUAUGUUAGUGCAUGGUUCAGCCAGGGCUUUAGUUUCAAACUGAAAUGGACAUUUAAGAAGAUUGAAUCACUGCGUGAUUGUGCGGCCUCUGUGAUUGUGGCUCCUCUGAAUCCUUAUAGUUUGUCAAGGGUCUUCGGGAGAUGUAAUGGCACAAGAGCACUGCUGGAGGAAUACAAGCCAAUAGGCACAGUAAGGAGUCUUUAUUAAGACAAAAUGAGCUCAUUUCUUUGCCCUUAUUGUAUCUAUAUACAGACAACCAGCAGCUUUAUUCUGGGUGACUGGUCCCCCUUCUUGGUAAGGAAUAGUCAGGAGAGCCCCUGUAGAGCCUCUGUCAAACAAAGGUACUUGGCUUUACUGAGGUAAACAUGGUUGGGCAGGUCCUUUGGAAAUGACUCACUUUGUUAGUUGGGAGAGUUUGAGCCAGUUGAUGUUGCGAAAGUAGACAGGGUCCUUGUUUUUAUGACCUUGUCAUGUAUCUGAGCACUUCUCCUUCCCUAGUUGAUUAAGGCUUCUCAGGAGAUGGCAGUGUUUGGGAGAAGAUUGUUGAGAAAAUGGUGGGUGUUUAGCAUUAGAGAGUGUUGGAUGAAGUGUAUUAUCUUUUUCAGUCAGUUUUUUAUAGUACUGACAUGGGAUUGGUCACAUUUGUUGGGAAAAGCUUAAGAUGGGGAUGUUGCAUCCACCCUGGCCCUUCUGGAUCACUUGGCAACCUUUCGUAUCAUCAACCUUCUGGAUUAGAUUUGAAGGUUGAAAGUGGGAGUCACUGUUUUACAGCGUUUUUCCUUCCUGUCAUUAGUAAAAGGAUUGCGGAAGAAAAGUCUACACUUAUCUCAAGACUCGGUUUCUCAUCGCUUCUAUUUAACAUUGAAUAAAGCCCAUGGGUGACGUCAGUUAGCAGUAGAAUUUCAUCAAUAUGCAAAGGAUAAUUAUAUACCUCCAGCCAUGACAGGACAGGUUCAGAUGCUGACCCAAUGCCUGGAGGUUCUGGAUGGGGAAGGAGUGACUUCAAGUCAACCCUAGCAAGACAGUGGCUUUCCAUUUUUGACCCCCUGGGAUCUGGAAACUCAUUAUCCUUUUAGCCUUAAACCUUCAGACCAUGAACCCUGACUCUUCCCCAAUGAUUGGGCUAAGAUGGGAGUGGAUCGAGAAAAAUGCAGAAUUGGUAUGGUGAUAUCAUGGCCCUGUGGUGGGUAAUAGGAAGUUAUUGUAUGACACUUGUUCAUUUUUAUGUUUUUAUUCGCUGUAAGAUGUACAUUAAUAUAAAAUGGCCGUACUGGUCUCAGUAAAGAAAGUUAGUCUUCAUAAUGAAAGUCUUUCACAAGAAUGCAUAAUUAAAAUUUUGUAUUUAAAAAGCUUUAAUUUUAAAGCAGAUAUGUUAAGGAAUAUAUGCAAGACCAAUUUUUCUUGGUUUCUUCCCCCAAUUCCUCAGCUAAAAUUAAGAACCAGAUUAAAAUCAAUUUUUAAAAAAAUUCUAGUGUCCUUACACAGAGAAGAAAGAAUAUAGAAAUGCAGAGAAGAAACGGUUAUUAAUAAUAAUAGUUAAGACAGAGAAUAAUCUUAAUAAUAAUCAUCAUAAUUGACAUUUGCUCCAUGUCUGAAGGUGCCUGGAUUUCGUGGGCCAAUAGGAGCAUCUUCAUCAUAAUGGUGAUGAUAAUAGCCACCAUCGUAUUCAUGGCCACCACGGCCUACGUUUGACCAGUAGGAGACAUAAUCUUCAAAUUUCUGCAGAAAAAGGGGAAAAGUGACUAUAGAUUUGCUGAAGCCAUGUGCUCAUAAAAAAUGCUAUGCUUUAGAAGCAUUGAAAUAUAUUUUUCUUUCAAUAUUAAUCAGAUAUUUUCAUCCAAAAUGGUACAGUAAAUGUACUGUAUACCAUCUUAUGUAAUAUAUCCUGGAACAUAUUCUUCUAAUUUAAAAAGUGAAUUGAUGAUUUUGGCAACAACCAUAUAGCUAAGAGAAUCCAUUAAUUCCAAGGUCCAAUUUACUUCUCAGUGCAGGAAGAAGUGAAAUAUCCAAAUCAAAUAACUGACCACAAUCUAGAAUAUAUUAGGACAGUAAAGCUUUGAGAGUUAUUGUUUAAAUAUUGUAUGAAUUUCAAAUCCGUACCUAAAAGACUUGCAUUUAUUGUGAAAUAUAGUAAAAUAUUUACAUUUCAGUGCCUUCUUGCUCCUAGAAAUAGGAAUUACCAUUGCAUGGAUUUAGUGUUUAAACUAUUGACUUAAAAUAAUAUAUUUGGACUUCCUAGCUUCUUUAACUUCAGAAUGGGUUCAAAUCAAAGAAAAGCAAACGAAGAGGUUAUGUAUAAUAGCAAGCUUUCUGCUCAGAGAUUCAAGCAAUUGGUAUUUGAGAGGGCUAAAGCAUUCAUCAGGGGAAAGUGGCUAACAUUAAUCUCCAGAAACAGCUGAGCCGUUUCCUAUCUUUAAGUUGGUGUAAGAUGAGAGAAUUCAGAAACCUGCCCUUUGCUACUUUUACAGACCACCUAUAAAAUUUACAGUUUUCUGUCCAACAUGAUUUUACCGCCUACUCUUUGAGUUCCUGGAAGAGACCCUUUGCAAUAUCCUCACAUUGGAGUCAUCAUGACCUUAUAAAACAGAGGUGGGAACUCUGGGCCCUUUAUAACUUGGACUUGGACUCCAACUGCCAGCCAUGGGAAUUCUGGGAGUUGAAGUCACAAAUCAUAAAGGAGCCAUACCUCUGCUAUAAAGUAAAAGGAACAGAGUCAGUGGAACACCCAACUCCAUUAAUAUAACAUCUCUUUCUAUGAAGAAUAAAAUAGAACUGUAUAUAGUUUAUUUUAUAUCAAGAAUAGAUAGAAAUUCUCAAGGUUGCCAAAUUCUGCUUAAUAUUUAACAUGAAUUGCUUAAACUGCUUUAAAAAUAUUAGUAGUCCAUUUCUUCGUGUGUGCUUUUAUAAUUCAUUCUUGGUGGAGAAUACAAGUAGUCCUUGAGUCAUGUCCAUAAUGGAGCCUGUCCAUCACAGUCAUAACUCAUUAAGGCAGGUUGGUGACAUGACCAACCCAAUUUUA
Messenger RNA from Pseudonaja textilis, 6618 nucleotides. It is a transcript of the gene UXS1, whose product is annotated as UDP-glucuronate decarboxylase 1. The record is from RefSeq and is a predicted model, not a curated record. Gene Ontology annotation, molecular function: UDP-glucuronate decarboxylase activity; NAD+ binding. Gene Ontology annotation, biological process: D-xylose metabolic process. NCBI's taxonomy places the organism in Eukaryota, Metazoa, Chordata, Lepidosauria, Squamata, Elapidae. Gene Ontology annotation, cellular component: cytoplasm.